Messenger RNA from Alligator sinensis (Chinese alligator), 1222 nucleotides. RefSeq names its product chromosome unknown C7orf31 homolog (gene SPMIP4). Gene Ontology annotation, cellular component: centrosome. NCBI's taxonomy places the organism in Eukaryota, Metazoa, Chordata, Crocodylia, Alligatoridae. The record is from RefSeq and is a predicted model, not a curated record. The transcript has 10 exons. The coding region runs from base 156 to 1112 and encodes 318 amino acids.
GUAAGGGGUUGACGUGCCUGCGCAGCGCUUGGAGGGGGGAGUUGGUUGGGUCUGUGGACAUCCAGACUCUUACUCCAUUAAUGAUGCCAGCUCACCAUCUGCCUGUUCUGCAUUAAAAAUGAGGACCUUAAGACCUAGCAGCUCAAAUAUGAAGAAUGGCACUGCUACAUGCUCUGCCCUUUUACUGCAGAGAAACAGAGGUAACAGACACCUUAUCAAAAACCUUAGAGUCUAAUGAGGUAUUGUCUCCAUUUCAAAUUCCUCCACGGUCAACUGUGUCACAAGAUAGGUAUGAGAAGUUCAGGAAUGAAUUUCAAUGGUGCAGGCUUCCCUGGGGAGCAGAAAGAGAAUAUGGAGAAAUUGUUCCAGUUUCAUUGCCAGAAGAUCACAAGCUAAAGAAUGAGACUUCUUGUAUGUUUACUAAAGGACAUCAACAUUAUGGAGGUCUUCCCAUUGAGCAGAGUUAUGAUACAAUCCAGUGGAAAAAAAGUAACGUCUUCAUGAAUGAUGAUCUGCUCCCUAAACCACCAGAUGGUUCAAUUGAGCAACUGUGCCUGCCAUUUCCAGUCUCCCACCCCUACCAGACACACAUCUCCAGGUAUGCCAUGUUCCCAAACUUUAAAUCACCUGAGGAUAAAGACGUGAGCAUUGAAGCAAGCAGUCACCAGCCUUUUCAUCCUAAUAUCCCUACAAAGCCUUAUGAUGUGAUUAUUUUCAGAAAGACCAAAGGUAAUCCAUAUAGACAUGAAAUCAUCAGGAUUCCAUACGACUCCCAGAAGGAGGCCUUACAGUGGCCAGGACAGCACACAUACUUUCAUCUUCCUAAAUUUGUUGACGGAAGUGGUCAGAGGUAUUAUCCAAAGCCUCCAAAGACUGUGGCUCCCAAUACUACUUUUAAACCAUUAGAACCUAAUCUCUCUGCAAGAACAACCAACAUGCUACGGAAUUUAGAAAGGUCCCAUUGGAUAACAUCUUAUCACCAUGAUUUCACAGGUAGAGGUCCUAUGCAGCCCCUUGUAUUGGAUGAUUAUGAUGUGAAGCUAAUUGGCAGAAUAACUGGAGAAUUAGGGGAAGAUGUGAAACUUGUAAGUACUGCAGUUACCAGUAUUUGAUUCUGCAACCAGAUGUAACAUUUGUUACUAUAGUGCAUUUACAUGAUCACACGCAUUCUAACAUGGAGACAAAUGAUCAAAAGCUGAAUCAGGGUUAGUGUAUUUUGUUG